Molecule: messenger RNA, 2059 nt
Organism: Prunus mume (Japanese apricot)
Lineage: Eukaryota; Viridiplantae; Streptophyta; Magnoliopsida; Rosales; Rosaceae
Molecular function (GO): protein binding
Source: RefSeq, a predicted model, not a curated record
AUAUAAAAAAAUCCCACCCCACUAAACAUUUUCGUGUAAAACCAAAAUCACACCCAAAAUCUUUCCAUUUUCUCCCAUCUCCCACCGAAUCCAAGAUCACCAAAACCCUGGUCAUUUCCCAUGGCUCCCAAAUCCCAACCCUAAUCUUCACUCCUCGUCGUCUUCCUCCUCCUCCUCUCCAAUGGAGAAUUACUCCUACCCGGACUCCCGCGAGUCCUCCCCUCGCUCCCGCGAAAUCGACUGCGAAACUGCCUCCUGGGCCGACGACCAACCACCGUCCGCCACGUCCACCUACAAGGUCAAGUUCAUGUGCAGCUACGGGGGCAAAAUCCAGCCCCGCCCGCAUGACCACCAGCUCGCCUACGUCGGCGGCGAUACCAAAAUCCUCGCCGUAGAUCGCAACAUCAAGCUCUCCGCUUUCGCCUCCAAGCUCGCCUCCCUCUGCGACACACCCAACGACGUCGUCUGCUUCAAGUACCAGCUCCCCGGUGAAGAUCUCGACGCCCUCAUAUCCGUCACCAACGACGAGGACCUCGAACACAUGAUGAUCGAGUACGACCGCCUCUACCGCGCUUCCGCUAAACCCGCAAGGCUCAGGCUUUUCCUCUUCCCUCUCGGCAACAACCCUUCCGCUAGCUUCGGCUCCAAUGAGAGUAAGUCGGAGCGGCAGUGGUUCGUCGACGCUCUGAAUUCGGUUCAGAUUGGGUCUCCCGAUGGUUCUUCUCCGACGGCUCCGGUCACGGCGUCGCCGACGAACCCUGAUUUCUUGUUCGGGUUCGAUAAGGGGUACUCGGCUGUACCGGUUCAGAAAUUUCCCGAAUCGAUUACUCCUCCGACGGUUCCCGAUUCGCUUGUGAAAAGCCCUCUGGUUGGAUCGGAGGAUCGGCAGGUGGUCGGAGAACAGGUGAUGUCUCAGGUGGAGAUUCAGAGGCAGAUCCAGGAGUUGCAGAGGAUGCAAAUCGCCGCUGGUCAUGAGCCGACGACGAUCUAUCAUCGGAAAAGCGAUGAAAUCGGAAAUCCUAGGGCUUAUACCCCCGAUUACUACUCUCAGAAACUUCCAGAAAACCCAGCACCAGUGCAAGGAUCUUCUCCGGUGGCAAUGCCGACACCUGUGCAAAUGCCUACUGCCUAUAUGCCGGAGAGGCACAUGAACACUGGGGGUUAUCCGGGGGCGGCUGGUCAGUCUGGACCGGAGCAGCCGGUUUACCUCAUUUCAACGCCGACCGGUGUGUACCAGGCGCCGGCUCAUAGACCCGCAACUGGACCGGUUGGUCAGGCGUACUAUGGAGUACCGCAGAGGAUGGUACCGGAGGUGUACCGGGACGCUCAGGCAUACAAUACUGCAGUGGCAGCACAGCAAGCUCAGCAAGUGCAGCAAGCUCAGCAAGUACAGCAAGCUCAGCAAGUGCAGCAAGCUCAGCAAGUGCAGCAAGCUCAGCAAGUACAGCACGCUCAACAAGCACAGCAGGCUCAUCAGGCAAAGGUUGGAGCUUAUAGUGAAGGGUUUGCACAGGUUGGAUACGAAGCGGUUGGGAGGCAGGUGUACUACACAACAGCUGGAGGUGUUGUUUCCUCAUAUCAAGCGGUGGCCCCGGUGGCCCCGGUGGCAGUAGACGGAAGACAAGGUGGUGUUGGUGCGUUGAAUCAAAUUCAUGACGGAAGAGUAGCAAAAGACUAAAAUAUCAUUAAGUGUUGUGAUUUGAGUUUUCCGAGCAACAUGUUGCUAACUUGCUGCUUUGGUUUACCAAGAAAGAUGACAAGAUGAAGAUAAUGGCAAUAGGUUAGUGUCAAGUUGAGUAUUAUAUAAGCUCAAUUAUGAAGUGCAAUUGGGCAAAUUUAGAUAAGCUUUGCUGCGUUUGUGAUGGGAUCUGCAUCGAUAUAACUAUUUUAUUCAAAGCUUGAAGUUUUGGCAUAUCUUAUUUAUGAGCAAUUUGACAAGAAGAAUGCUCCAGCUCUCGUUUUCUUAAAAAAGAAAUAUAAACUUAUUUAUUUGGUGAAAGGGAGUUUGUACUUUAUGUGUAGAUUAAAAGAUUGUUAAUUCUUCUGUUUUGGUGGAUAA